ACACACACUCAUCUCACGUGUUAAAUGUUUCAUCACCGUGGUUCCAAACUGGUUUUUUUGGAACAAACACUCGUUAUCCUUUUGACGUCUAUAAUUAUUACAUAAUAAUUAUUGAAACGAAGAAAUGGAGAUAAUUAUUGGAACAUAUGAAGAGUUUCUUGUUGGAUUUCAAUUGAAAAAACGAUCAUCGAUACAGGAAGAACAAGAUAAUGUAUCAAAUGAAUAUCUGCUGGAACAAAGUUUCACCAAUCAUGGCCAUAAUGGAAGUGUUCGAUGUUUAGCUGCAUCGAAUAAAUAUAUCGCUUCAGGCAGUAUUGAUGAACGUAUCAAUUUGAUUAAUAUACGUCAUCGUUUGGAAACCGGAACAUUAAUAUCACAUUCAGGAACGAUAACAGCAUUAGAGUUUUUACGUACAUCAUAUUUAUUUUCUGCAUCCGAUGAUGGAACAAUUGCAAUAUGGUCAGCAGGAAAAGUAUGGAAUUUAGAAAAAAUACUUCGUGGCCAUAAAGAUUCAGUUACAGCCAUUAAUAUACAUCCAUCCGGUAAACUAUUACUAUCAAUAUCUAAGGAUCUGACAUUACGAACAUGGAACCUAAUCAAAGGAAGAUGUGCAUAUAUUGUCAAUCUUAAAGAUGUUGGCCAUCAAGUAUUAUGGUCUUCUUCAUGUUUAUAUUUUGCCAUCAUAUUUGACACACAUAUCGAUGUAUAUGAUAUAAGCAAUGGAUCAAUUAAAUAUCAUAUUUCGCAACGAGAUAUUGGUUUAAUUGGUAAACGAUUGAACAAGAUUGUAUACAUAGAUGAUAAUCGAUUAAUAAUCACUGGGGAUUCACCUGAUUUAAUCGUGUUUGAUUUGGAAACGAAAAAAAUUAUAAAUAGAAUUCAACGGGCACAUGAAAAUCGUAUCAAAGAUUUAACAUUAAUCGAUUGGAAUCGAAUUGAACCGGAUGAAAAAUUAUCCGAAUUGAUCAAUGAAACGAAACGACAAUCACAUCAGCGAUGGCUUCUUACCUGUUCAAGUGAUGGUUUUAUCAAAAUUUGGUUGUUCAAUUUCAAUGACUUGACGGAAAAUCCGAUUUUAAUCGCCAAAGUUGACAGUACUUGUCGUCCAACUUGUUUAGUCGUUUGGACUUCUGUAAUAACUUCUAACGUUGAACAUGAUUUCAUCCUGCCGGAACUUAAAAUCACAAAAGAAGAAUUGGAAUCCUGUCGUGCUAAAGCAGCAAAAAAAUCCGAAAAAAUUGAUCCUGAAAUUCUAAAAUCUGAUGAUGGAAAGAAACAAACGAACAUAGUUACUAGUGACAGUCUUAUCCAUAAUAAUAAUCAUGAUAAUAAUAGUGAUGAAAAGGAAUUGUCAUCGAAAUUUGAUCAUGAAGAAGAAGAAAAAGUUCAUCAUAAAAACGAUAAUGAUGAUGAUGAUGAUGAUGAGAUAGCAAUCCGUGAGAUGAAACAGAAAUCAAAAACAAUUAAAAUGAUGAUGAAAGAUUCGAUAAAAAAGAGUAAGAACAAAAAAAUGACAACAUUCAAAAUGUAUUUUAUACAAUUAAGGCGUAUGCGCAAAAAAUAUAUUUACAGCUGUCUCAUCUGA
Molecule: messenger RNA, 1585 nt
Organism: Dermatophagoides farinae (American house dust mite)
Lineage: Eukaryota; Metazoa; Arthropoda; Arachnida; Sarcoptiformes; Pyroglyphidae
Product: p21-activated protein kinase-interacting protein 1-like
Molecular function (GO): protein binding
Source: RefSeq, a predicted model, not a curated record